CUGAUAACAUUUAUUGAUAACUAUCGUGGCCUUAAUACUCUCUAGAAUAUAAUGUAUUUUUAUAGGAUGGAGGUAGUUACAGUCCUUAAACACUUCCCAGUUAUUUUUGUUUAUUAUAGAAAGUAUCUGUCUGUUUAAAAAAAAAAGGGGCGGGGGAUAAAAAAAGGAGGAUCUCAUUUGUUAUUCUGUCUUUAGGUGAGCCCAACGGUAAGCAGAACGUGUUCUAAAAGCUUGCAUCACCUUGUAUCAUUGAUGUUCCGAUGACAGAUUAAUUAGGUACAACAAAGAAUUAAUAUUAAAAAAUACUAUGUGAGAUAAGGACUUUAUAAACCGGAUACGAGGCACAUGACUAGGUUCAAGUUAAUGCCUUCAGAACAGACAACAGUUAAGUGGCUUUAAGGUAAACUAAACAGAUAAUGAGGAUUGCACUGGUUAUUUAAUGGGAGGUAUGAAGAGAACUGUUGGAUAUAAAUCCUUUGUGAAACAUAAGUUGAAAACAGACCCAAGAAAAGACAGUUACAUGGCCUUAAAAAUUAAUUUGUGAGGCAAAUGGACUUCCUCUCCUUUCUUUAGAUAUAUCAAAAACUGCUUCCACAGGAGCAUUGUCCAAAAUUGUAGACCAAAGCAGUCUCUUGCAUUUAGCUGUGAAGAUGCAAGACAGAAGCUACCAGAGGUAGAAUCUCUGCUCUCCUUGAUGCUGAGACCGAGCAAGGGGAAAGCUGGUAAUGUAGGGGAGGGAGCGUGGGAGUAUACAUGUAUGGUGCUAUUUAUAUUUCUAUUGUGGUAUAAGGGUCUUUUAUAUAUAGGUCAUUUCUUGCAAAGUUUGACUAAUAUAUCUUGCUUAUCACCUAUUUCAUUUUUAUCAGAUUUAUUUAUUCCUAAUAAAAAAAAUAAAAGCCACAAAGAAUUGUAGUAAUAUUGUUUCUAUUUGUCAAUUUUAUGCAGGCGAUCCUGUACAGGUGACUCAAACUUCUAUUUCUUCUUAUCUUAAAGAACCUACUGCACUCGAGACUGCCAAAAGAACACAGCCUAAAGGCUGCUUUCCUACACGUAUAUUGUUGUGGGCCCUUUGAGGAAAUAGAAUGUUAAAAAUAUUUCAUGAUCGGAAGCAUGCAAAGGGAAAGCAAUGAGUCACAGAAAAUCCUUGAAAACAACCAAAUAAUUGAGGUAAGUUGUUAAAGUCUCAGAUGCUUGGAGGGGAAGUUGUUGGGAGAUCUGAUUACUUGGGAGUAAAUUUGCGGUUGUUUUAUAGCCGCCCUUGGGAAUUCACUUCUGAAUUGUUGGCAGUGGUGGCAUGAUUAUUAUGGUUUUUAUUUUCCUGACAAAUAAUAAGAUCUAUGAACAAGAAGCUUUUGAUGGUAGUCCCUGUUAUUUAAUUAAAACUCUUUGGAAACAAAGUCAUAUACUUAGGCCCUCUUUCAUAUUUUAUUGUUCUAAAACAAUGUUUAUUGAAUAAUAUGCUUUCCACAGCAAAAGGCAGUAGCCCAGUGUAAGCUUUACUGUAAACAAGUAUGGUUUUGACUGCAUAGUCCAAUACUGGGUUCAGUAGUGCAAGUAUUAACAAAUAUCUCUUUAGAGAUUUGCACUGCAACGUCUCUUUUCUGCACAAUUUAUAUGAAAAGAUUUCUAAUUUUCUACCUAAAAAGGCUUAUAGUUCAAAAAAUGCCUCUAAACAACAAGAAUGGUAGAUCAGGUAAAUCACUUUAUCUCAGUAGAAGUUUAAUCCUGAAAAAUAAAGCCAUUUAUAUUGUAACUGCUAAUCAGAGCAAAAAGCCUCUGUGACAAUGUCAUAGUCAUUAUUGUUGCAUAUCGGGAUGAGGAGUGGGAAAGAUAAUUACAGUGAGGACUGCUGAAAGAGACGUUAAUCCUUCAAACUAGUAAAUGUGAUCACAUUUAUGGGGGGAGGGAAAGAGGAUACAAGCCUCUCUUUACAGGAAAAAAUUCAAUCCCUUUUUAGGAACCCAAAUGCCAGACUGCAUUGUGCCACACUGUGGUUGCCAUUUGUGUCACCUGUCAAAUCCUGCCAUUUUUCCUUAACAAACAGCAUCCGUUAAGAAUCCGUAAUAUUAAAAGUAUUGAACCAGAUUCUUCUUUAUUCAAGCAUUAUAAUUUGAUUUUAUGCUGUCUUUACAACAGGAACCAGUCCUGACAAUCUAUAUUUCUUAUUAUUUGUUGCCUAUGCCUUUUUGAAUUUGUGAUUUCAGUAUAACGAGGCUUUACAAAUUACUGCGUUAGCAAAAGACGUGGUAAAUAUAAAAUACAAUGAUUGGCAGUUUGAACACAAAAUGUUCACCAAGCGAUUGUGGUGUAUCCAUGCAACACAAAACUAUAAUGGAAUAAGUAUGAUAGAAAAGAUUGCUCUAAAAGACAGACCUGCAGCAAUGAUUGUAGGGAAAUGUAUGUACGAGAAGACCUGGAAUUCCACUUACGUUGUUUUCUACCCACUUGUUUCAAAGUAAGUUAUCCUCACUUCUUCAGUUGGAAUGGAUGUGUAAGACAUUUUUCUUACUUGUCCCUGCACUAAUUAGUAAAACGUUUGAAGGGGGGCAGUCAAAUCAUCACUGUUCAGAGUACGCUGCUGUUGGCACAAAGUUUAGCCCCCCAAGCUUAUCUGAAUAUCAAUAUCUUGGCUCCAGUUUAUUUUUUAAAAAAAACCAACACCUUCCCCAAAUGGCUACAAAAAUGGCAAUAAGAAUGCUUUUUAGAGGGAUGCACUGAUUAGGAUGACUGAGUAUCCUGCUUUGCUGCUCUUCAGGAAAAUAUGUAUUAAUUAUCUCACUAAGGAAUAGAUAACUUCAAAACUCUAGGCUGAAUUAUUUUUCCAGUGUGGAUCCUGACACGCAGCAGGUCCACAAGAAAAUUCAGAGAGAGAUCUGAAGAAUUUAAAAAACCUUUUCUUGAAGGUAAUGCAUUACUAACUAUAUAUUAUAAUGAAGAAGAAAAUGAAUGCAAAUAAAGUAUACUACUUUAUUUCCAGCAACAGUUCAGUUUCUGUAAGGUGCAAAGCACCUUUCGUUACAAGUGUUUAUACCAGGUAGCUGCCAGGAUGCAGCUACUGGGAUUUAACUGCCUUAAAUUGCAGGUAACAGCUUCAUUUCUUCCUGGGAGGGCAAUGAAUGCUUAUAUCUGCAUCUGAUAAUUAUGAUCAGUUCUCAGCCUACCAUUGAAAGGAACUGAGAGAGCAGUUGUUCACUGACUAAGAAUGCCGAGAGACUACAAGAAUACCAUUUCUUAUUAUAAGAAAAUUUAACAAUUAUCUAUUUUUAUAAAGAGAAGAUCAGUUGGUAAAAUCCCUGUCAGUUCUAAACAUUAACUAAAUUUAAUAAUAUAAUCAAGUGGGUAUUGCAGUAUUUUAGUUGUCACAUCACUGUCCCCAUCUGGUAGCUGAUCCGUGCGCUGAUGCAUUGAGCCUGAAAUUCACAGUCCGAUUCCUGUGACUGAACCUGAAUAUGUAAGGGUCAUGGCCGAAACUGCAGUUUGCGUUGGAACGUUCACUGCUGUGAAGACACUUUGGGAAGUGAGAAUACACAAGAUAAAUGAAGAAUUACAGAGAGAAAAGGAAUUCAGACAGAGGUGUGCAGGAAGGCUACUACUUGUCUGGGAGGAGAGAGCUGCUUUAGCAAAGCUCAAGGAAAAAGUGAUUAAUGAAGGUGGAAGAGCAAUUUUAAGGAUAGAGGAAGAAGAAUGGAAGACACUACCUUCGUGCUUACUGAAAUUAGUCCAUCUCCAGGAGUGGCAGCUUCACAGAACUAGUUUGCAGAAAAUUCCUCAGUUCAUUGGAAGAUUUCACAAUCUUCUUGUUCUCGAUCUAUCCCGGAACUCAAUUGAAAGUGUACCUAAAGAAAUUGGCCAGCUGACUCGCCUUCAAGAGCUGCUUCUCAGUUACAACAGAAUAAAGUCUGUUCCUAAGGAAAUAAGUAACUGCGUCAGCCUGGAAAGAUUGGAACUGGCUGUCAACAGGAGCAUCUGUGAUCUUCCUCCUCAGCUCAGUGAUUUAAAGAAGCUUUCACACAUAGAUUUGUGCAUGAAUCAGUUUACUACCAUCCCUUCAGCUCUUCUCAACAUGCCAAAUCUAGAAUGGUUAGAUAUGGGGGGGAAUAAACUCCAGAAGCUUCCUGAUGCAAUUGACAGAAUGGAAAAUCUCCACACCUUAUGGCUCCAAAGGAAUGAGAUAAACUCUUUGCCAGAAACCAUUGGUAAUAUGAAAAAUCUUAGUACUCUUGUUCUUAGCAACAACAAACUUAGGGAUAUUCCAGCUUGUAUGAAGAGCAUGGCAAGUCUGAGAUUUGUCAACUUCAGAGACAACCCGCUGGAGUUAGAGGUAACGCUCCCUCCAUGUGAGAACACAGAAGAGGAGGAGCAACGGGAAAUGUUUGGCAUUGAAUUCAUGCACAUGUAUAUCCAGGAGUCACUCAAGAGAACAGGUAUGGAUUUUUUAAUGAAUUCUAAUCCCUCUGUAAUACAGGGAGGAAGGCAAGGAUAAAGAACGCUAGGAUAUAUAUACAAAUGAAACAUGAAUAAUCUUCUUAAUAAAUGAUUAAUAUUUUCCAAAAAUCUGUAAACAGAUUUUUACUGAGGGCAGGGACACUUUUGUCUGGAUUUGGCACAUUAGGUCUUCACACAAACAGCAUCUGUUCUAGUAGGAACAUACUGGGACCAUGGAACAUUGGAAUACAUGUGCCUGAGUUACCUACAGCCUGGAUAACUCAAGUUGAUGACUGUCUCUUGCAUUUGCAAUUUAACCAGAGUUUACAUAGUGUAGCUCUUCCAGCACCAUUUGUCUCAUGAAGCUCAACUUUCCCUAUUUUUGGAUGUUGUCCAGACGGCGACUCCCUGAGGAGGAUGUAAGGGUGAGAUGCCUAUGUUCCCAACAUACAACAUUUUUUAGCAAUGAAUUAUCAACACCUGAUAAAGAGAUGUUUUUCACAGCCUGCUUUCCCAGAUAGAAAAUGCAGUUGCCUGAACAAAACACCCCCACAGUUUCAUCCCAUCUCUAAAUCACUAUGACAAAAACAUGCUGUUAGCAGUCUCAAAGCAAACAGCUUAAAGGUUGCAGUAAGAGACCAAAAAUACGCACUUUUGAACACAUGUGCAGGUGGCAGCUGUUACUUGCAGUAAGAACUUAAUUCACCACAGAUAUAAAACGUUCUCUCUGAUAUUCGUUCUAUAUAUUGUGAAGGCUUAAAAAAAGGAAUGACUGAAAUGCUCUUGAUUCAGAACGCUAAGCCAGCUUUUUUCUUCUCACUAUUUCAUGAAUGAUCAAAUUGGCAAAAUUAUAUCACGAUGACAGUUUACAAACAAGUUUUCUUCCUUAACAGUUCCCGUAGCAGCAUGGGCUGAUGGAAUUACCUAGGCCUACUUAAAUAAUUUAAGAGGAUAUACAAAGCUAUCCUGAACUUCAAAGGGAAAAUAAAGUAUGUUAACUUCCCUUAUUUUAAUCCAUUGUCUUUCAGGAAGUCUGGAAAGUUGUACUUCUGGUCCUUCUCCUAUCAUAAAUGCUAACGAAUAAAGAACGUAACUGUGAACAGAAGAAAAGAUCAAGUAUACUUCUUCCUAACAAAGAGGCGUACAACAGGUUUCAAAUAUUCUUAGGGAUUUUAUUUUUCCACUGAUGAGAACUGGUUUGCAUAUUUGUAAUUCCCAGUGAAACUAGGAAAUAUAAGACCUUUCCUGGGUAUAGGAAAGGCUAAAAGAGUUUUGGGGUGUUUUUUGUAUGCAAUAAUUAGCUUUUUAAAAAAAUGCAGAUAAGUUUUAUAGUUUUUCUUUUCCCUACCAAUGCCAAAUCUAUCUCCUGUCAUGUAGUUGGCUCUGGUAUCCAAGAUGGACUUGGGACAGCUGUCAACAGGACAUUCUCCAAGGACACAGCAGACUCUGUAUAAUACUGUAGUGCAGCCUUGUAUCCUCGUUGUUGUAAAUAUUCAAUCCGUCCAUGAUCAAUCAGCCGUUUACAGAGGCAACCUAUCUCCUUUCGUUCUUCAACAGUAAGUAUCCUAGUUUCACAAAGAGGAGGAAGAGGAACAACAUAUGCCAGAAGAAGAGUGUUGUUAAUUAACAUUAGUAGUUAAGCUUAGAAAAACUACUGAAAUCACUAAGUUCAUUUCAAUUCAGGCCAGCAUGACUGUUUAAAUAUUUUGAAACAUAUGUCCAUGAAAAUUGUUUGUUUUAAAGUAGAAUAUUUUUAUAAAUUUAGUAAUUAAAGCAUUUGAUAAAUGA
Messenger RNA from Phalacrocorax carbo (great cormorant), 6213 nucleotides. Lineage: Eukaryota; Metazoa; Chordata; Aves; Suliformes; Phalacrocoracidae. The record is from RefSeq and is a predicted model, not a curated record.